This is a messenger RNA of Phyllopteryx taeniolatus (common seadragon), 5363 nucleotides long. RefSeq names its product phosphofurin acidic cluster sorting protein 2. Lineage: Eukaryota; Metazoa; Chordata; Actinopteri; Syngnathiformes; Syngnathidae. The coding region runs from base 4 to 2997 and encodes 997 amino acids. Gene Ontology annotation, biological process: protein localization to plasma membrane. Gene Ontology annotation, molecular function: transmembrane transporter binding. The record is from RefSeq and is a predicted model, not a curated record. The transcript is spliced from 25 exons.
GGCAUGCCCCGCCCCGCCCUUACUAUCAGCAUCUCGGCCACUGGUAGGCAGUCAGUAGAGGGCUCGGGAUCGGGUAGUCAGUCGGGAGUCUGGAGGAGCUGGGCAGGCAGCGCGCACUUCACAGGCUCCCGCGUACGUCCGACACUUAGUGUUGCUCCCUCGGCAGUGGAGGUGAUGAUGGCGGCGGCUGUUGAGAGAGGAGGCGCCCGGGCCGCUUUCAUGAGCCCGAGCAGCGGUGCCGGUUGUCUACCGGCGCCGACGACGCUCCCUGCCGGAGCCCUCGCCGGGGCUGUUGUCCUGGGCUCGGGCUCCGGCGGCAUGCCUGUCCCUAUGAACCUCUUUGCAACCUGGGAGAUCGACCGAUCAUCCCCGAACUGCGUGCCGAGGCUCUGCAGCCUCACUCUGAAAAAGCUAGUCGUCCUCAAAGAACUGGACAAAGAACUGAACUCGCUCUCUAUUGCUGUCAAAAUACAGGGUUCGAAGCGUCUUCUGCGAUCCAACGAGUAUGUCCUCCCACCCAGUGGACUAAUGGAGACAGAUCUGGAACUCACAUUCUCACUACAGUACCCCCAUUUUUUGAAGAGGGAUGCCAACAGAUUACAGAUAAUGCUGCAGAGGAGGAAACGCUACAAGAAUCGAACCAUCCUGGGCUACAAGACUUUGGCUGUGGGAGUUAUCAAUAUGGCCGAGGUGAUGCAACAUCCCACAGAUGGGGGCCAGAUUCUUGGUCUCCAUAGCAACGUGAAAGAAGCGCCAGUGCGUGUUGCGGAGAUCAGCGUGUACUCUCUGUCCAGCCAGCCCAUUGACCACGAGGACAGCAGUGGACAAGCUGGUCGAAAGACUAAAACCUCAGACCGCUCCCCAGACUUGGACAACUAUUCUGAGGAGGACGAUGACAGUUAUUCAUCCGAGCAAGAAGCUAGUGAUGAUGCAGCUCAUGGCCAGGAUAUUUAUGAUGAAGACGACGAGCUUCGCAAGCCCAAGAAAGCCCGGAGGAAAAUGAUACGGACCACGUCCAUGACGAGGCAACCAAACUUCAAGCAGAAAUUUGUGGCCUUGUUGAAGAGGUUCAAGGUAACAGAUGAGGUCCUGGACUCUGACCCAGUAGACCAGACCCAGGAAGUAGAGGAGGACCUGGACUUACUCUACGACAGUUUAGAGGUGUACAACCAGAGUGACAGCGGGCCGGAGAUGGAGGACAAUGAAAGUGUCUUGAGCACACCAAAGCCUAAACUUAAGCCUUUUUUCGAGGGGAUGUCUCACUCCAGCUCCCAGACAGAAAUCGGAAGCAUACAUAGCCAAAAAAGUCAACAGAGAGAGCUGUUACAUGCUAGUGGAGACUUUUUAACUGUGGACAGAUGUAAAGUGCAAGGGCCCCGCUAUCAAGAGGACAGUGCCACAGACACAACCAUCGGGGAGCCAGAGACUGAUGACAACGUGCCAGGGCCAGGGGAGGUUAGCAGCUGGGACAGCACCACUGAACGGAUGACUACCACUGUUGGGAAGCUUUGUAAGACGGAGUCCCAAAACCACAUGUCUCCAAGGCACCUUGUUCUUCUUCGUCCUUUCAGUAAAAUGGAGAACAGGCUGCAGAGGCGUCCACGCAGUACCUCCAUGAAAGACAGACAGAAUUCCAAGGCCCAAAGUGACCGGACCAGCAGCAUAGAGAGUGAGUGCUCGCCAGAAUCACGACUCAUAGCACAGGUGCCCAGGAAGUCUGUGUAUGACCAGUUGAACCAGAUCCUUAUCUCUGAUGAACGCUUGCCAGAGAGCAUCAUUCUCAUCAACAUCAUGGAGUGGCAAGGACAGUAUGUCGCAGAGUUGCUCCACGAACAGGCCCAGCCCAUUGUGUCCACCUGCUCAGCCGCAGAUGUCCAGGCUGCCUUCAACACCAUCGUUACUCGAAUCCAGAGAUUUUGUAACUGCAAUGCACAGACUCCGCCCACAAUGAAGGUGGCGGUCGCAGGUGACCAGAGUUACCUGAGCACCAUCCUGAGGUUCUUUGUGGAGCAGCUGGCAAACAAGACUCCUGACUGGCUCAGUUACAUACGCUUCCUGGUCAUCCCUAUUGGCUCUCAUCCUCUGGCCAAGUACGUGGCCUCGUUUGACGGCAAGUUCAACAGCAUCUUUAUGGACACAGCAUGGAGGGAGUUGUUCUGCAGGACGGAACGGCCCACCUCAGAUAACAUUGAUGUAGCAGGGCGGGUUGUUCAGUACCUGGCCGGUGCUAAUGUGUCCCACCAGUUUCCCAUCUCUGAAGCUAUGCUCACCUACAAACAGAAGAGGAAAAGAAGUUUGUAUUUUGAUUUUUACAUCAGCCCUGACGAGGACUCCUGUCAGAAAUUUGUGCCAUUUAUUGGGGUUGUGAAAGUUGGGAUUGUGGAGCAAAGCCUGUCAACGUCAGUGGAUUCUGAUGAUGCAAUGGGGGGCAACACAAGCAUCCUGGCCUCCCCCACACCCCCUUCGGCUGGUCCAUAUGGGAAGGAGAUUGGGGGUACACCGCCACAGUCACCCUCUGUGUCCACCGCCAUUUCCGGAGCUGGUUCUCCGUGUUCUGGCAGCGAAGUGAUGGGCUUGCAGGUGGACUACUGGACGUGGCAAGGCCCCGAGAAGAAAAAAGAGGGCGAGAAGCGGGACGUGGGAUUGAAGAACACGCUGAAGAGUAACUUCCGCUCACUCCAAGUCAGCCGCCUGCCCUGCGCGGGAGAUAUCACACCUCCACCCAGUAUGGCCAUGACUGUCGUCACAAAGGAGAAGAACAAGAAAGUUAUUUUUCUCAGCAAGAAGCCGAAGGAGAAAGAGCUGGACUCAAAGAGCCAAGUUAUAGACGGAAUCAGCAGGUUGAUCUGCACAGCAAAGCACCAGCACACGAUGCUGAGAGUCACUAUCGACGGAGUGGAGUGGAAUGAUGUCAAGUUUUUCCAACUUGCUGCCCAGUGGCCAACUCACGUCAAGCACUUCCCGGUGGGAAUCUUCGGUUACACCAAACCCGUGUGACCUCAGCAGCCGUCCGUUUGGAACCGCCAGACUCUUCUGCGCUGCACUUGUCUCACCCAGAGACUCCACAGAAUUUGAGGGAAAGCCAACGGCAGUAAUAGUUUUCCUGUGGAAAUUUUACUGACUUCACAUCCGUGUGGUCAAUACACACUUUCAUGUUGUCCUUCCGGUGUUUUUGAUGUUGUUAGCUGUUGAUUGUUCUUUUCCUUCCUUUCUUUUUUUGUUUUUUAAUUACACACUACAAAAAGAACAAGUACUAUUUUGUAAGACUUGUGCUACAGCCCUAGAGGUCAUUUGGCUUGUUUGACGAUUUGCCACAUUUUGACAAUGGCAGCUAUGUUUGCACUUUUUUUUUUGUUAACAUGUUAUUAUUUCUGUGAAAUCCUACAUGUAUUGUUACUCUGUAGAGAAGGGAGGAGUGCGAUGGUGAUGUGCAGUGGCGUGUGUGAGAUUUUGAAGCUGUGUUAGUUGGAAUAUUGCUGUGAAUCUUGACAGAAACCCUCUUUUCUUUUCAUCCCUUUGCUUUUUUCCAACUGCUCACUGCAAAGCAAACAAGACUUCAGUGUACUUUGAAACAACAAAGGUAUUCUGGAAGGUAGCUAUAAUUGACUAACGCACAUUUUUAUCACUCGAAAGUUCAAGUAAUUCCCAUCCUGAAGACUUGAGUCACUUAGAAACUGGGUAUCAUGACACAAAAACAAACAAAUCCCCAAUAGCUGAAUGCCAAAUUAGCUUUUUCUAAGCCCUGAUAUGUUUGUAAUUUACCAAGGUGAAGCUUUUUUUUUUGGGGCCUUUUCGGAUGAACAGCAUUUGGGCUGAUCAUGAUGCUUUGGCGUCUCACAGACCCCAAUUAAUUUCGCAGAUAGUGGCGAAUCCAAAUGUGCAGUGAUGUGCCAAAGUCAAGUUUGUGUCUGUCCCACAAGCUUUUGGCCUGCUUCAAAACAAACUCCUACAUGAUGCAUAUGUGGUAUAAAUCAGUAUUAGCAUUACUGAAUUGUUUGGAGUAAUCAAAUUGUAUUUAUGAAUCAAAAGGUGUGUGUACAUCCUAACCAAGUUUUAUACAGCAUCACUGUGGCUGUAGAUGCACUUAAUACGUAAACAUUCUGGUCAGUUGGUUGCUCACUAUUUUGUUGGCUUGUUGGGGAAUGUUUCUUCAAGUGUUUGUGAUUGGAAACCUGCUUUGACAUUACUGCCAAGCGUAAUGCAAUUACAAUGAAAAGUCUAUGGAGUCUUGCCAGAUGUCCAAAUCACUGCCUAUGUAUGUGUGUGUGAGUGUGUGUGUGUCUCUUCUACAUUUGAUGGUACUUCCUAUUACUACGUGAAACCUUCGCUGUAGGAAUCCUAUGGACAAAAGGCCUUUUGUGUUGUUGCUUUUUCUAGAGUGAAAAGCUUUUAAAGUAUUGUAUAUAAAUAUAUACAAAAUGUGUUAUUCUGAUUUGCAAAUUGCCCUUUGACUAAAUUGAAAGCACAAUUAGCUUCUUUUUAUUUGUUGAGAAAAAGCCAAAUUCAGUAUAUUUCCACAACUCAAGUUCUGUUCAAUACAACACUGUCAUUUCUCCUACAUUUUCCUUACUUUGUAAUGCACUUUUUAAGUGGUUGGAUACACAUUGACACACAAAUUGGGAAAGUUUGGUUUUGAGGUGUUCUUUUUCAAAUGUAAACCACUACCUAUAGACAUGAUAAGACUGUUUACUGGUUGUGUCAAGUGUGUGUUUGAUGGCUUCAAGCUCCCUCGUGGGUCCUGAACACAUUGUAGCCAUCUGUUUCUUCCCCUUUUGCCACUUAUUUUGUAACUGUCACCAUGCAGUCUGCCUGCAGACAAUACAGUCAUAUUUCGUAUCCUGCUUUAUAAGAGGGGUCACCGUCUUGUCUUGGACACCAACUGGCCCCGAGAUAAUAUAUUACUGAACUUUGGCUGUAAAGCAGGGCUGAGUUUUGUGAGGGAAAUUAUCAAGUGAUUUCAAAUAUUCAAUGGGCAUAAGUGUCAAGUGUGUUCUGAUGUAUUAGACCUAAAGUCCAUCUUUGCCCUAAAUCUCACCGUAGCAAGGGGGUGUUUUACAAGGCAGGACCAAUGAGAGGCUGCACUCUCUUGUCACCGCUCUUAAAUCCAACUUUAAGUAAUCCAACAGGAAAGACGACAGCAUACCAUCUCAUUGGUCCAGUCGCUUCAGAUGCCACCCAGUGUCUUUGCACAAACCCUAUUUUAAAGAACGUGACAGUAUUUUUAAAUUUACCACUAAAAAAAAUAUGGGUUACUCCGCAUGUUUUACUAUAGUUGUAAAUAUGUUUUGGAUUUUUAUAUUGUUUUUUUUUCUUUCUUUCCAUGCUCUCACAAGCAGUUGUCUUAAAUAAAAUUUUUAAUCUUC